CAAUCGGAGGCCCUUAUAGGCCAGGACGCACGCGCCUCACAACAAACACCACGAACCAACCGGAUUCGGGGGUUCCAUUCCAAGGCAACCCCACGACACAAGAACGGCCUGCAGCAGCUGGCCUAUCAAAGAAAGCCGCCUCCCCCAGAUCGAACGAAUAGAUAGCUCUGGGAUCCCUGAAUGAUGGAUUCUGUUCUUUCUGCCGCCCGAGAAACUCGCCUCUUCAUCAGGAGAUUCCCGAACAACCGUAUCCUGUCGUAUCGGGCUCUACUGAUAGGCAACCCCAAAUCCUUAGCUUUCUUCUAGAUAGAUAAUUCCCAAACCCGAAAUCAUUCCUCCUCCCCCAAAAACGUUCCCCUAUAGGUAGCUAGUGAGCUAGCUAGUAAUCAGCAAGCUCACUUACCCAUUCGCUUAAUGCCUUCUCACCGGCUUAUAUUGGUGCCUUCACGCCGUCGCGCACGUCGGCCCGAGACCCCACCACCGGCUUAUUCUGAAUACGACGACAUGCACGAAGCCAGUCAGCUAGCUCUAGCUCUAGCUCUGGCUCCUUACGAGCAGCAGCACCAGCACCAGCAGUACCAAUAUAUCCCGGGCCCGCUUGAGCGCGAGCUAGAGUACCACGCACCGGAUUCACCACCGCAGCCCACUGCCACUGCCACUGCCACUGCCACCGCAACCGAGACCGCGACUGCAUCUGGUCCCCGCUGCCAAUCGACCUUCUGCUACAGGGCAGCAACAGGGACGACAAGCCACUUCUGCCGGAAGCACCAAUGCAGUGCCCCCAGCUGCGCCGGCCGCCGGGAAAAGGGGCGCGGGAGGCGGUACUGCACCGCGCACGAGUGUUUCCUGCGGGGGUGCUACAGCCCCCGAGUCGGCCUGUCGAACUACUGCAACCACCACACCUGCCAGACGGACGGGUGCCACGAGCCCAGCCCGGAGGAGUCGUACCGCUACUGCGCCGCGCACACGUGCCGCGCGCAGCGCUGCGCCGGCAGACGCGACGCCCCCUCGCGGUACUGCCCCAAGCACCGGUGCCGCGCGGGCAACUGCGCGCGCGCGUUCUCCAAGUCGAGCGAGUACUGCGCGGACCACCGGUGCGAGGUGGAGCGGUGCGGCGCGGCGCGGCGCAGCGGGAGCGGGAGCGGCUUGUGCGCGCGGCACGAGUGCGCGGUCGAAGACUGCCCCGGGCGACGGUUCGAGAAGAGCCCGUUCUGCGCGGCGCACAAGUGCGUGACGAAAGGGUGCGCGGCGGUCCCGAUCUCCGGCUUCCGGCACUGCGCGCGCCACAAGUGCCGCGAGCGCGAGUGCGAGCGCCCGUGCAUCAUCAUCGUCCCCCCCGACAGCGGCUACUGCCGGCGGCACAAGUGCCGGGAGCCGCGGUGCGCGCAGGCGCGGGCGGCGGGCGGGUCGACGUGGUGCGCGCGGCACGUGUGCCAGUGGGCCGGGUGCGCGGAGCCCGCGUUCCAGCGCGACGGGUACUGCGGCGACCACACGUGCUCGACAGGGGACUGCGCGGGGGGCGUGGUCCGCGGGGAGCAGGGCGUCGGGCUGCGGUGUCGGAGCCACACCUGCGCGCAGCAGGGGUGUCUGCAGGAGGUUUCGAGGGUCGCGUACUGCGCCCGACACGAGUGUCCGCGGCGCGGGUGUGCCAAGUCGCGGUUCUGGGGGGACGAGAGCGACGAGGGCGAGCACGAGUGCUGCAGGAACCACACGUGCGCCCGGGAGACUUGCUACGCGUCUACGAUGCGGAACAGGGUGUUCUGCGAGCGGCAUGUGUGCUCGUACGCGGCGGGCUGCAUGCUGCCUAGAGUUCUCGACCUGGAGUGCUGCGAGGGGCAUAGAUGCCGCGAGGAUUCGUGCCGGAACCCGUGUAUCCCGAGUAGUUCUUUCUGCAGCGACCACGUGUGUGCGUGGGAAGCGGGCUGUCUGCGCGGUCGUGGAGGUCCGGAACAGGAUUACUGCGAAUCGCACACGUGCACACAACAGGGCUGCCAACAGAAAUGCAAAGGGGCUCAGGGUCUUUGCUCCAUACAUGCGUGUCGGUGGAGUGCGUCGUGUGUGAACGAACCCAUACUCUCCGGUGAAUACUGCCACGAUCACUCAUGUAUCCACAAAGGGUGUAGCAGGGCGAGUUUGGUCGAGGGGAGUCUGUGCCGCCACCACGCUUGUUCGUGGAAUUCAUCCGUCUGCCUCAAGCCUCGCUGGAAGAGAAGUAGUUACUGCGAAGACCACACUUGCGGGGAGAUGGGCUGUGGCUUUUCGCGAGUCCCAGGAGGGUCGUACUGCUCCGACCAUUCCUGCCAGGCAUCUAAGUCCUGUACCGGGCAAGCAGAAAUCGGAAGUGACUAUUGCAUCGAGCAUAAAUGCGGUAGACCGAAUUGUAGGUUGAAGAGCGUAGGGGGUACGCGGUUUUGCAAGAAUCACAAGUCUCUAUAUCACCCGAUAGGGACUCAUGAAUUAACGAGUCUCCAGAGCUUAUGUACUAGCUUUGCGUUUUAA
Daldinia caldariorum is the source of this 2499-nucleotide messenger RNA. RefSeq lists its product as uncharacterized. Lineage: Eukaryota; Fungi; Ascomycota; Sordariomycetes; Xylariales; Hypoxylaceae. The coding region runs from base 415 to 2499 and encodes 694 amino acids. The transcript has 2 exons. The record is from RefSeq and is a predicted model, not a curated record.